AUGGCUCCCGCACAGCCAGAACUCAAGAAGUACCUCGACAAGAAGCUGUUUGUCCAGCUUAAUGGAAGCCGCAAGGUCAUCGGUGUCCUGCGAGGAUACGAUGUUUUCCUGAACAUUGUUCUCGAUGAUGCGGUCGAAGAGAAGGACGGCGGCGAAAAGGUCCGCCUGGGCAUGGUUGUCAUUCGUGGAAACUCAGUCGUCAUGCUCGAAGCGCUCGAAAGAAUAGGUGGCGGCGGCGGCGGCGGCGGCGACCGUGAACACCGAGGUUGA
Pestalotiopsis fici W106-1 is the source of this 270-nucleotide messenger RNA. Its product is annotated as putative small nuclear ribonucleoprotein G. The transcript is spliced from 4 exons. Lineage: Eukaryota; Fungi; Ascomycota; Sordariomycetes; Amphisphaeriales; Sporocadaceae. The record is from RefSeq and is a predicted model, not a curated record. Gene Ontology annotation, biological process: mRNA splicing, via spliceosome; spliceosomal snRNP assembly. Gene Ontology annotation, molecular function: RNA binding. Gene Ontology annotation, cellular component: SMN-Sm protein complex; catalytic step 2 spliceosome; P granule. Bases 1 to 270 code for a protein of 89 amino acids.